AUUCCCGCUUUGAAUUUUAGUAUAGGCUCAAGACAUGUACAUAAAGUUUUUAUAUGUAAAUAAUGACAUGCAUGCAAGAGUGUGAAGGCAUUAAAUAACCUGAUCAUGCUGUAAACGAGGGGAACAAUUUUAUCAUGCCAGUUGCAUGGACCGAUAGCCUAACACUGAGAUUAGUAACCUUCUAUAGUAAACAUGAGUGUUUGAGAAAUCCUUUUCAUCCAGACUACAAGAAUAAGCAGUGUCGUUACAAGGCUUAUAAACAGAUAGUGAAUUCUAUGAACGUUUGUGGCUUAACGAUUUACGAUUGUAUCAAAAGAGUUACCUCUGUGAAGGCCCAAUAUUGUUACGAGUUGUCUAAGAUCAGUGCUGCAAUUUCUUGCGAGAAAUUUUACAGACCAACGACAAGCUGGUUUCCAAUAGUUCACGAGCUGUUUUUCCCGUUUGUACCAAUUUAUAAUUGUGCAAGUGACUGCUACAAGACGUAUGGCGACAGAACAGACACGUAUGAAAAUUAUAACGAAACGCAGGAUCCAUCGACACGUUCGUUUUUCGUGGAACAGAGAGUAUUAAGCACAGACUGCGAUUGCCCGCACGCAACAUGUUAUUGCGAUAAAUUAAACGUAGUUAAAUCUCGUCUUAGGAAAUCAGAAAGAUUAUCUUCCUCUCGGGCAGAAGGUGAGGGAAUCGUUACUUUGCAAAGUACAACGUUAGAUUGCAAAGAUUAUGCUCAUCCGCAGAGAGUAUCUCGAGUUGAUGUCGGGAGCAGUACUAAGAAAGGUAUCAGUGUCGAGCAGGCAACACAAUCCGAAAUCUCUUAUUUCAAAACCGCGUGUGCAGCUUGUCAAGUAUGUGUGGAGAAUGAGUUGCCUCGCAAUUUGACGAGGAAUGAUCUGGUAGAAGCAAACGCUAGUUGCACAGAUUGUGUUUUACCAGAAGAAAAUAUUAAAGGGAAAAGAAAAGUUGACGAGUUCGAUAUGUUUGGAAGGAGUAUUGCGUUUCAACUGCGGAAUGUAAAUUUUGAAAUUGCUAUUGAGCUGGAGAAACGUAUACAGGAUCUAAUUGCGCAAGAACGUUUAGAUCACAUGAAAUUGACAUAUUCGGAUUGUACAUCGUCCAAAUGCAGUGAAUGUGCGAUUUUGCGCGAGGAAUUGGUUUGCAGCUGCGGCCUUCCGGUUAUCAUGAUCAAGCCAGAUUCAUCCUGCGAUUUUCAUUGCAAGCAAUAAAUAACAACUCUUGCGAAUUGUCUAUAUUUGUUCAGCGUUUAGGGAAAAAUUUUGUCAAAAAUAUAAUAAAGUAGGUUCUAGUGCUAACGCGUAGAAUCGCAGUGAAAUAAAGUUAACAAAGCAACAGAGUUUGACAAAUGCUUCCGUUCGAUGUAUCGCGCGGUCAAGUUCAGUCGCGUUCUCUAACUGAAACUGAUUUCAUCUCGUGUUUCACAAGCGUGUAAAAUUGUAAACGUACAAAAAGUCACAAGUACUAUUUUUACAGAGAUAUUUGUUAUCGAAAUAUUUGUUCGUACUGCGAAAAAAAAAAAAAAUGCCGUCCAAAUGGAAUGAGAGACUAGUGAUCAGCUUUUUGAAAGCGUACAAGCAAUAUCCAUGCCUCUGGAAUCCUUAUCACAGGCAUUAUUAUAACUGUUACGAGAAGAACAAGGCAUUGCAAAGAAUUAUUGACGAUCUUGGUAUACCUGGUUUUACUAUAACCGAUUAUUUGUACCAGAUCAAGAACAUAAAAGAAAAGUAAUGUACGACCGGUAGUUUCGGUAAUGAACAUUAUGAAAGGAGUAAGAGAGAAAACAAAACAAAAAAGAAAAAACACCAUAAACA
Molecule: messenger RNA, 1826 nt
Organism: Frieseomelitta varia
Lineage: Eukaryota; Metazoa; Arthropoda; Insecta; Hymenoptera; Apidae
Exons: 5
Coding region: 135-1223 (362 amino acids)
Source: RefSeq, a predicted model, not a curated record